CUCUCAUAGUAUGUCCAGACCACAGAGUCACGGACUAACUUCUCUCUAUUCUUUUGAUCAUUAAUCUUUUAUCUUUCUCAAUUAUUCUUAACAUCAACUUAUUCACCUUAAUCUUUUGAUUAUUAAUCUUUAUCUUUCCUAAUAUUCCUAACAUUAUUGUAAUCUCUUCUGAAAAAAUAAUAAUUAGUUCUAUGGUCGAUGAAUUGACCCUUUUCUGUCCCAAUCUUUGUUCUGACUUUAAAGUUUGAUUUUUCGUUGUUUAUGUCCAGUUUUGGCUUUUAUGUGUAUAUAUAUGUGUAUACAUAUAUGUAUAUAUACACACGAUUAUAUAUAUCUUAUAUAGCUGACAAAUGAAAGUGAAGCACUACGAUAACCAUGCGAAUGCUGUGUGACGUCUGUGAAAGCGCUGCCGCCAUCCUCUUCUGCGCUGCUGAUGAGGCCGCUCUCUGCCGCUCUUGCGAUGACAAGGUCCACAUGUGUAAUAAGCUUGCCAGUCGGCAUGUAAGGGUGGGACUUGCUGACCCCAGUGAUGUACCUCACUGUGACAUAUGUGAAAAUACUCCUGCUUUCUUUUACUGUGAGAUAGAUGGAAGUUCCCUUUGCUUGCAAUGUGAUAUGACUGUACAUGUUGGAGGUAAAAGAACCCAUAAAAGAUACCUCAUGUUGAGGCAAAGAGUUGAGUUUCCGGGGGAUAAACCUGGCGAUAUGGUGGACCCGACCUCUCAACACAGAGAUCCAGGAGAGAACAGGAAGGGAAAAAAUAUGCCACUCACACUGACAAAUGGAGAGAACCAGCCAAAUCACACGAUCUCUCCUGUUCGAAUGUCAGAUGUCAAGGCUGAUGGGCAUGCCAAGAUGGACACUAAGAUGAUUGAUUUGAAUAUGAAGCCAUAUCGUACUUAUGAACAAGCUUCAAAUAAUCAGCAGGAACUAUGAGUCUUUCAGUCAAGUAUUUGCACAGCAUUAAUAAUUCGCGUUGCAGAGCAUAAGACUGUGAUCAAAGGAAGUAGAUAGCACGAUAACCAUUGUUAGUUAUGUGAAAUUUUUGCGCUCUCAUUUGUGAUGUGGUAUUCCUAUUGAGGUGGCAGUGAAAAAUACGCAUUAAAAGAGCUCGAUUGUUGCAUUAACUUUCCGUUACAUCUUAAGAGCUGGAACCCUGCAUUUGAGGACUGAAUUGAAGUGUUCAGAGAACAAUGAGCUUUGGUUGAUUGAGCUGAAAAAUGGUCCAAUCGACUAGCUUUGUGAGGCAUGUAUAUAAUGUGUUCAGUAUAUUUACUGCUGUUCUUGUAGUCACUAAUGGAUGAUCAGAGCUCUCUUUUUUAUGGCAAUGCUUUUGCCUUUCACUUUUUUUUCCCACACUAAUGCUGCUGCAGACACUAUGGCUGAGGAGAGAUGUGUAAUCGGACAACAUUGAAAUCCAUGGGCCUCUUCGGUUCAGUUUUCUUAGAACAGUUUUGUGAUUUUGAGUUAUGUACGUAAAAUUGUUUAGUUGUUGAUUUCUGAAUACUGUUUUUCGAAAAGUCGGUUAAAAAAAUGUCUGUUUUCGUAGAA
This is a messenger RNA of Cornus florida, 1551 nucleotides long. RefSeq names its product B-box zinc finger protein 18-like. Gene Ontology annotation, molecular function: zinc ion binding. Lineage: Eukaryota; Viridiplantae; Streptophyta; Magnoliopsida; Cornales; Cornaceae. The record is from RefSeq and is a predicted model, not a curated record. Gene Ontology annotation, cellular component: nucleus. The transcript is spliced from 5 exons. The coding region runs from base 376 to 936 and encodes 186 amino acids. Gene Ontology annotation, biological process: regulation of DNA-templated transcription; photomorphogenesis.